CCAAUAGCGGAUGGCGUGGGAUCAGCUACACCGCUUUAACUAAUCUGUCUGACGCCCAAAGGUGCGGUGGAUCUCCGGUGGUAGGUGCGCUACAAAGAAGCCUGAGAAGGACGAACGAUCUCGGCCAAACGAGUGGAUUGUAGCCUGCUGCUAUAGGGCUGCUCCCCCACAAUGAUCAUAACACUGCGGGCUCUCCUCGAACAAGGGAGGACAUUUUUGGAUGCACAGAGAGAAAUAAUAGAAGACCUCGCCAUGAACAAAAACAAGAAAGAAAGAGAGUUCUACAGCCUAGAUGUUGGGGACUCAACGUUUACAGUACUCAAGCGAUACCAGAACCUGAGACCCAUCGGCUCAGGAGCUCAGGGAAUCGUCUGCUCUGCCUAUGACCAAAACCUGGAACGAAACGUUGCCAUCAAGAAGCUGAGUCGGCCGUUUCAAAAUCAAACCCAUGCCAAGAGGGCGUACAGAGAGCUAGUCCUAAUGAAAUAUGUCAAUCACAAAAAUAUCAUCCACCUAUUAAAUGUAUUUUCCCCACAAAAAACAUUAGAAGAUUUCGCAGAUGUAUACUUGGUGAUGGAGCUGAUGGAUGCUAACCUGUGCCAGGUCAUUCAGAUGGAACUGGACCAUGAGAGGCUGUCCUAUCUGCUCUAUCAGACAUUGUGUGGCAUCAAACACCUGCAUGCCGCCGGAAUAAUUCACAGGGACCUGAAGCCCAGCAACAUAGUUGUCAAGUCAGAUUGUACACUGAAGAUUUUGGACUUUGGCUUGGCUCGGACAGCUGCCACGGGCCUCUUGAUGACACCUUAUGUGGUUACACGCUACUACAGAGCCCCAGAGGUUAUCCUGGGCAUGGGCUACCAAGCAAAUGUGGAUGUAUGGUCAGUGGGCUGCAUAGUGGCCGAGAUGAUCAAGGGGUGCGUGUUGUUCCCCGGCACUGAUCACAUCGACCAGUGGAACAAGGUAAUUGAGCAGCUAGGCACUCCAUCUCAGGAUUUUCUAAUGAAGCUGAACCAGUCAGUAAGAACGUACGUAGAAAACAGGCCACGCUAUGCUGGGUACACCUUUGAGAAACUCUUCCCAGAUGUGCUCUUCCCUGCCGACUCUGAUCACAACAAACUCAAAGCGAGCCAAGCCAGAGAUCUGUUAUCCAAGAUGUUGGUGAUCGAUGCCUCCAAGCGCAUCUCCGUAGAUGAGGCCCUGCAGCACCCCUACAUUAACGUUUGGUACGACCCGGCCGAAGUGGAAGCGCCCAUUCCAAAGAUCCUUGAUAAGCAGCUAGAUGAGAGGGAGCAUACCGUGGAGGAGUGGAAAGUGCUAAUUUAUAAGGAAGUGAGUGAGUGGGAGGAGCAUAAAAGAAAUGGUGUGAUAAGAGGCCAGCCUCCUCCUCUAGGUGCAGCAGUGAUUGACAGCCCCCCUCAACCCACGUCAUCCUCCUCUUCGGCCAACGAUGUCUCGUCCAUGUCCACAGAGCCCACUGACCCUAGCAGUGACCCCACCAUCACCUCUGAAACAGACAGCAGUUUAGACAGCCACACCUCUCUGGGUGCGCUGGCCUGCUGCAGAUAACACACGCAUACACGCAUACACACACACACACACACACACACACACACACACACACACACACACACACACACACACAC
Notothenia coriiceps (black rockcod) is the source of this 1643-nucleotide messenger RNA. It is a transcript of the gene mapk8a, whose product is annotated as mitogen-activated protein kinase 8a. The record is from RefSeq and is a predicted model, not a curated record. NCBI's taxonomy places the organism in Eukaryota, Metazoa, Chordata, Actinopteri, Perciformes, Nototheniidae. Bases 172 to 1566 code for a protein of 464 amino acids. Gene Ontology annotation, biological process: protein phosphorylation. The transcript has 12 exons. Gene Ontology annotation, molecular function: ATP binding; MAP kinase activity.